CAACCCCAGGGGACGAUGCGCAAACAAUAGUGUGCGCAUGCGCACAGCUUGUAAGACGCAAUAGGCCUGGCUGCGGUUGUUCUUCAACGUCACUUCCGCUCGGAGCUUUCGACAGGACUGAGGCAACCGGGGCUGUGCGAUGACAAUGGGAGAGAUGAUCCCAAGAUGAGGGAAGCGGACAAAUCAGACAACAUGAAAUCCCAAGACAGGGUUUUUGGGUCGGGGCGCCGGGGAGGUGAGAGGAAAAGGUGCGACUCCUUUGUGAACAGUCUUUUUGAAGAGGCAGAGAACGCUGGCGCUCUUAUUGCUUCUCCUGAAGAUGAAGAAAACAAAGCCGACGUCCUCAUCAAAUUGUGGAAAAAUGGCUUCACAAUCAACGACGGGCAUCUCAGGGAUUACAGUGGUGUUGAGAACCGGCAGUUCAUGGACUCCGUCCGGAAAGGGGAGCUCCCCGAGGAGUUACAAAAAACAUUUGAUAAAGAAGAGAUUGCUGUCAACGUUGAAGACAGAAAGAAUCAAGAUUAUUUAUUACGAAAGCCCAAUAUCGACCCUUUCUCAGGUCUUGGACAACGACUGGGAAGUGCCGCACCAAAAGUCAUUACCAAAGACAUGGAAACAUGCAAUGAACAGAGUCUUCCAUCCGUGGAGCUGAAUGAACUGGAGCCUCUCACAAACAUAAAGAUUUGGAUGGCUGAUGGAAAGAGGAUUGUACAGAAAUUCAAUACCUCGCAUAGAAUUAAAGACGUGCGAGACUUCCUGGAAAGAAUCCCUUGGAAAUCUGUGAAGGUGCCGUUCACCCUCGCAACCUCUUUCCCUCUCCGUGAUCUUAUGGACGAGACAAUCACCAUUCAGGAAGCAAAUCUGCAAAACUCUGUUCUGGUCCAAAAAGUACAGAAAACCACAGAACCUUUCAGGAACUCUUAGCCGGCACAUGUCUCAGUCCAAAAAAACCUUGAUGCUUUUUGGUUGCUAGGGUCUGGGAUAGUGAUCUGCGGGCCUUGCUCUUUUCUGCGUUUGAGAAGCACUGUGAUUGGCCAGUAGGCACCCACUAGAUUUAGUCAUUUAUUAUAUAUGCCUGGUUGCAUGUGUGACUGCUGAAACCUUAUACUGCUCUACACUGUGACCCGUCUAUAUCCUUACUCAAUAAGCUGGGGGUUUUCUUCCACCUCAUUCUUAUCUCUCACACACAAAAUUACUCAGGCAGAUCUUGUCCUUGAUUGGCUGUUCUCUGCUAAAUAAAAUUCAUGCAGUACAAAUUGCCAUUGGUCGCAAAUUAGACACAAGCUCAUUUUAUGAUAGUGAUCUCUUCUGAUCCCAAACCCGUCCAGCAGUUACAGCAAAUGACCUACAGAAUAUGUUUAUACACAAUAAAAAAACAUUUUAACAA
Xenopus laevis (African clawed frog) is the source of this 1387-nucleotide messenger RNA. It is a transcript of the gene ubxn2a.L, whose product is annotated as UBX domain protein 2A L homeolog. The record is from RefSeq and is a predicted model, not a curated record. Gene Ontology annotation, biological process: proteasome-mediated ubiquitin-dependent protein catabolic process; Golgi organization; autophagosome assembly. The transcript has 7 exons. The coding region runs from base 166 to 924 and encodes 252 amino acids. Gene Ontology annotation, cellular component: dendrite; perikaryon; endoplasmic reticulum. Gene Ontology annotation, molecular function: ubiquitin binding. NCBI's taxonomy places the organism in Eukaryota, Metazoa, Chordata, Amphibia, Anura, Pipidae.